GAAGGGAGGGAACCAGCGAAGUGUUUAGGUUUACUUUCCCCCAAAAUGGCGAGCAGUCGGUGAAAGAAAUACACGGAACUUGGCCUAGAUAAGUGUCGCGUAGGCAGUCAUCACCGUUCACAGGAAGUGGAGUGACAUUGUCCAAACAGCCUGGAAAUCGAUGCAAUUUGUGACGAUUUGGGGAAUAAUAUGCUGACAACCUGUUGUUUUCAGACAACUUCGGGAAUCAGCCACGGACCUGCUGCUGUGAUUUUCACGCUGAGUGGGCAGACACGACCGGCCAGCGAAGCGCCCUGAAAACCGUAGGCCGUAUCAAUCUCACUUUUUGCCCUCAAAAUUUCUUUGAUAUUUGGCCCACGCAGUUGUCAUCGCAAAGGUAUCGCAUCUUUGAUCCAUGAUCGUUGCAAGGACUACAAAUAAUCAACAUGACUUAGCCUAAGUAAAUGUAUUUUUGUACUGACUUGAUUUUGACAUGUUUGACAACAAAAUUGUUGAUUUUUCCCUGCACACUAAAUACUGGCUGUGCUAGAUUAUUAUUUUUUUCCAAUUGAAGAUAUAAUUUUCUGAGUGACUUAUAAAACUGUAAUCUGAGGCCGUUAGUGGAUGGCUUAUGUUGCAUGACUUGCCAGGAUUUUCUGAAUCCAAUUACAUGUAAUUGGAUGAAUAUUUUCAUCAAAUUGGAGACCGAGUGAGUGAUUAUCCAAAUCUGAGGAUAUUACUAAGGCAGCAACAUGUCAAUAACGGCGUUGAAGAGAUUUUUCCGCUUCUCCACGGCUGAUAAGAAGAAGGAUGACAAGUUCCAGAAUAUCAUCCGAGACAGAGAUCCAGAGUCGGAGUGGGAAGUGCUCUCGGAACUUGGAGACGGUGCUUUCGGGAAAGUGUACAAGGCCAAGAACAGACAUACAGGCAUCUUUGCGGCUGCAAAAGUCAUUGAGAUUAAAGACCAGGAGGAACUGGAUGAUUUCCUUGUGGAGAUUCAAAUCUUGGGCGAAUGCAAGCAUCAAUACAUCGUAGGAUUGUACGAGACGUACCUCUAUGCAAACAAGUUGUGGAUGCUCCUAGAGUUCUGCGAGGGGGGUGCCCUCGAUGACAUCAUGCUUGACCUGGAGAAAGGUCUGACUGAGGACCAGAUCAAAGUUGUCUGUAAGCAGAUGCUGGAAGCGUUGGACUACCUUCACAGCAAGAAGGUUAUCCACAGAGAUCUGAAGGCUGGGAACAUACUGCUGACCAUGACUGGAGAUAUCAGACUUGCCGACUUUGGAGUUUCAGCCAGGAACACCAAGACUAAACAGAAGAGAGAUUCCUUCAUCGGGACGCCAUACUGGAUGGCUCCUGAGGUGGUGAUCUGCGAGACGCUGAAAGACAACCCUUACGACUACAAGGCAGACAUCUGGUCCCUGGGGAUCACUCUGAUAGAGCUGGCACAGCAGGAACCCCCAUACCAUGACCUGCACCCCAUGAGGGUGCUCAUUAAGAUCCCUAAGGCUGAACCUCCGACCCUCCUGGCACCCUCACGAUGGACCAAGAAUUUCAGCAGUUUCAUUAAACUCUGUCUGGAUAAAAACCCAGAAUCCAGACCAACUGCACCAGAGAUGUCCAAGCACCCCUGGUUGGCUGAAGUGCACGACAACAAGCCAGUGAGGGACCUCCUCUGUGAAGCCAAGGCUGAAGUGACUGAGGAGCUGUUGGAGUUGCCUGAUGACCAGGUGCCGUCUGAUCGUCGUUCUUCCAUCGGCGCUGACAGUACAGACAGCGCUGACAUUCUGGCCUCGUUAGGCACGCCCAGCACACCCACCACCCCCUCCACCCCAGUCCAGCAACCGAUCAGCCCACCCAUCGGAAGUCAGAACGGUGCAAACGGUCCACAUAUGAACCGGAAGAUCAGCACGGUCUCCGAAGAUGGGAUAGAGCACGUGGUACGUGACACAGUAAAUAAUGACCUAGGGGAUGGGGAACCAGACAUUGAAGGCGGGGAACCCGAUAGUGGGGAGGGGUUAGCAGUCCUAGGGGGCGGGAAACUUAUAUCAGACACUGCAGAGGACGAGUUAGAAACUAACAAAAUCACUGACGUGCUGAGAGAUGAUGAUGUAGAGGGCGUUGAACUCGUAAAGGAAAAUAAAGAUGAACCACUGCCUAAUAGUCUAGGUAUUCCUUUUGAAAAUGACGCGGAGAAAAUUGAAGAACCAACUCAACUAGAUGGAGAAGUUCCGGAUAAGGCUCCGGAAACUAAUGAAGGGGAAGAAUUGGGCAUAUUUGAAGGGGGUUUAGAGGGUGGGGUGGUGGUGGAAUCGUCCGAGAAAGUCAAAAAGGAAGGAAGCGAGGAUGAGAUGCCGAUCGAAAAUGAAGAUGUGUCUGGAGAACCAGCAGAGACACCCGAGAUCGUCACGAAAACGGUCUCUGAGAUGGUCAAUGAUCUGGUUUCUAAGAUUGUCACCAAUGCUACCUCUGAGUUCAAGGUGGAAGAGCCAUCAAAUCAAGAGGAGGAUGAGCAGAUUGUCACUGAAGCCAUCUCGGAGGUUAACACCGACGAACCCGAGGACCACGAUAACGAAGUCUUUCACAAGGAUGAGGCCCCACCCAAGGAGGAAAUCCUGGAGGAAGACCUCGUUGAUCGCCCGAUGCAUAAACCUCUCAACAAACCCAAACUAGAAGGUUUGAAAGAUGAGUUGGACAGCCUGAAUAAUGGCGGGCUCUUCAAGACUCCCGGCGGCAUCAACAAGGGCAGCAUCGCCAGUCGGGGAUCCUCAGAUGCAGGCAGCGAAGCCACCAUCGACUUGGACAGAAGCAUAUCCAGCAUCUCCAACAAAGAGCAGGAGAAGCCCAACUAUAAGACCCUGAAGAAGACCCGUAAGUUUGUCUUGGACGGCAAGGUGGUCACGUUGACAACGUCUAAGGUGGUGAGGGAAGGGUCUGAAGACAAAUCCAAGCAGCAACAUGAAAACAGGAAGGCAGAGAUGAGGCAGCUGAAGCUCCUUCACAAGGGAGAGACCAAGGAGAGUAACGACUUGGCAAGUCGCAUCUUACAGCAAUCGGAAAUCCUCAAGACCAAGCACAAGAGUGAAUUACAGGCUCUGACCAAGAAGUACGACGGCGAAGUGGAGAUGCUGAACCGGCAGCAGAAACACGAGGUGGAGAAACUCGAGAUGGCGCAAUCCAACGAAGCCAAGUCUUUUGUCCGGACGCAGAAGCUGAAACAAGAGAAGGAACUGAGAAGCUUCCGAGAGAAACAGAAACGAGAGAUGAAGGAGAUGAAGUCCGUGAGAGCGAGCUCCAAGGAAGACCUGAAACGCAAGAAAGAGGAGUUUGAUGUUCGGCAACAGCAGGAGGAGCAUAAGUUUAUGUCGGAGCAGUCUUCUCUACUGGAGAGUCAGACUACCGAGCUGGCCGAGCAGCAUCGCAACAAAGUAGCCCUGCUGGAGAGGAAAUUCCUCAACGAUAAACACCAGAAACUCAGAGCGAGAGAAUCGGCUAUCUGGGAACUCGAGGAGCGACAUCUUAAGGAGAUGCAUCAAGCCACCAAGAACCAGAUGAAGGACAUGUUCUUCCUACAGAGACAUCACCUUGUCGUCAGACAAGAAAAGGAAGUGCAAAUCUUGAAGACAAGCCAAGAGAAAGAAGAGGAAGAUAUAAAACAGCGGCAUAGCCAGGACAAACGGCGGUAUCCACGGUCGCUACGGAACGACAUGAGGACGCGGGCUAACAUGUUCCGCAAGAGUAUCCCCAUCAAGAAUCCUCACUGCACGGCCGAAGAGGAACGAGAGCUGAUGAAAGGGUUCCAAGAGUCUGAGAAUAAGCGUUACAAGGCGGACAUUGAGAGACAGGAACGCAAGCAACGGCGCCAGUUCGAGAGCACCCGCCAAAAUCAUUAUGCCGCUAUGCAAGAGUUGCACACCAUUCAUAAUGAGAAACGGAAACAACUGAUGGAGCAGGAAACCUCCAAACUGAAGACAAAGGAAGAGGAACACGUCAAAGAGAUGAAACUGUGGAAGGAUAACCUCAAACCACGUAAAAAGGACCUUGAAGAAAACUUCAAACGUGAACAGAUGGACCAAGAGCGCUUCUAUGCCAAGGGAAAUGUGGCUAGUAAUCCAGAGUCUGGUGCCCCGAUGAGGGACGCUAGAAACAAUGCAAAGUAAGCCAGGGUACCAGAUAUGUAAAUAGGGCGUCUGGUACCCAGACUGCGGGUUAUUAGUGAUAUUAAUGCAAGGAAUCGGGCACCCGACUUUUGUAGUGUUUAGUCUGGUGCCUGGGUUACAGGUAUAAUGAAACCAUGUACAGAAAAGGAGGGCUCCUGACCGUCGUUAAGUCUUGUGUUUCAUCCAACACUUGUGUCCAGAAUACUGGAAUUGUGUAAAAGUUUGGUAGCCCAACAAACAUUGAGAUGUGUAUUAAGUCGGGUCUGGUGCCUAGAACACACGUUAAAGAAACACUUGCAACUAGACGUGACUGUAUAUAAUCAUGUCGUUAAAGUUGGUUAUGAAUUAUGGUGCUUCUUACGUGAAAGUUCAACCGAGGUUUGUGUAUGUUCAGAAGUUAAGCAAAAGGGGCCAUUUUGUUGCCUUUCACAGUUUCAGACGAUAAAGUCUGAUUCAAAAGUUUUUAUGGGUAAAAGUGUAACCGUUUGUUACUGCAUUGUGCCAAUGAUUCCUUACAUUUCCACACGGGACUUUUUGUAUGGUAUCCAAUAUUCUAGUCGUGUAUGUGUUGGUGUAUAAUGCAUGUCUUCCCCUCCCCCCCCCCCCCAACCCUACCAAAUCAGCCCAAUUUCCUCAAAAUUCUUAAAACAGUUUUUUGUGUGAAGGUAUUUAUUUGUUUAUUGUAGUAGUUUGAGGGAGGGAAGGUUUUACUUUUACUUUGUGUACACAAAGACACAUCCAUCCAUUCCACAAGUUCUUACGGUAAUCUUUACCCCACCCUCAGCCCAGCCGCAACCCUGUUCCCCCACCCCUGCCCCACCCCACCCCACCCCACCCCACCCUCCACUUCCUCACCUCAUGUGAAAGAUGAAAAAAAGUGUUGAUGGUAUGUGCAUAUUGUCUGGUAAUAAUCAUAACUACUGCAAGAAAUUUGUCUUAAAAAUCUGAAGUGCCCUUUAUAUCGCCUGUACAGCAAUACGCUAGGCAUGGAUGAAGUAACGAAAUGUUUGUCGUAUGCGUUUAGUGCCGGCUUUUUAUUGUGAAAAUUGGCGUGAAUCUGUGUGAAAGUUUUGCAAGCACAAAAAAAGGUGAAAAUGCGAUUUGAAUAGAGGUUUCUAAGUAUAACUCAAUACCUCAGAUGUUAUAACUGUAAAAUUGUAGCUGAAUGUCGAAGCGGUAAUUCUUAAUCUGUUGCCCUUUUUAAUUUCUCGUUGUGGGAGUGGGCAUUUUCUUCUUUUUUUCUUAUCCCUUAUCCCUUUUCAUUACAUCAUCUGCAUUUCUCUUUUUCUUCUUCGCAAAUCAAUACCCAUUUCUAAAUUUCUGCCAAUUUGAAUCACCGUUCUGUCCGACCACACAUUUACUUCACUUUAUCACAACCCCUAAAAUGUAUAUUUAUGAUGUAACUGAUUUCAUAUGAUAAAAAAAAACACACUCAGAGUGUCAAAUUAUUAUUAACAAAUGUAACCAAGUUUAUUUACACGUACCAUUUUUAUUAGCUCAUGAAAAGCUAUUUAUUUAUAAUGGCUUGUU
Patiria miniata (bat star) is the source of this 5666-nucleotide messenger RNA. RefSeq names its product serine/threonine-protein kinase 10-A-like. Gene Ontology annotation, biological process: protein phosphorylation. The coding region runs from base 732 to 4136 and encodes 1134 amino acids. The record is from RefSeq and is a predicted model, not a curated record. Lineage: Eukaryota; Metazoa; Echinodermata; Asteroidea; Valvatida; Asterinidae. Gene Ontology annotation, molecular function: ATP binding; protein serine/threonine kinase activity. The transcript has 17 exons.